This is a messenger RNA of Colletotrichum higginsianum IMI 349063, 429 nucleotides long. RefSeq lists its product as uncharacterized. The transcript has a single exon. The record is from RefSeq and is a predicted model, not a curated record. Lineage: Eukaryota; Fungi; Ascomycota; Sordariomycetes; Glomerellales; Glomerellaceae. Bases 1 to 429 code for a protein of 142 amino acids.
AUGCGCGGAAGGAACAAGAGCAUAUCCCCAAAUGUCCCCCCGGGGAGGGAAGUCAUGGGUCUGCAAGGCAACAUGACGGCUGCGUCAAGACCGCGGCAAGACUGCGGCAGCAAACCGGGACAGCCAACCCCGCGGGAUGUCGAGCAGUACAACCCCGGCCCGGCUCUCUGCGUUGGAAACUACCUGCACCCAAAGUUCCAGGGGCGACCUUUACCCCAUUUGACUCCGUGCGGGACGGGGAGAGCGAGAGACGCGGGCCUGGUCCACCUCGUUGCCGCCAAGAAGGCCGUGUGCGGAGCAGGGUGUCUUCAGGCCUUCGAUAGACGAGCCACAGGCCGUUAUCAGACGUUGGGUUUCGGGAUGCGAUCCCGGAGGGUUUCUGCCUGCUUUGGUGUCCGAACAUGGUCCGGGCAUCGUUACGUUGUCUAG